Messenger RNA from Haemonchus placei, 1113 nucleotides. NCBI's taxonomy places the organism in Eukaryota, Metazoa, Nematoda, Chromadorea, Rhabditida, Trichostrongylidae. The record is from the annotation of a GenBank genome assembly.
AUGGUCAGAUUAACCGAAGUGGAUCUGGUUCGAUGUGUACUGAUCGGUGACGAUGAAUCCGGCAAAGAAUUGAUGAUGAAGAAAUACGCUGCCUACUCGGGAGUUCCUUACAACGCUGAGCGCGGCGAGGUCAUUACCGCAUUCAAUGGUCGAAAAUGCAUCUUCGUUGAUUCGUCGACUGCAGAACAGACCAAUGAAGAGGCACAUGUGUUCCUUCUGUGCGUAUCGGUGGCCAGCCAAGCAAGCGUCGAGGAGACGGUUAGAAUGAUUCUCGACGCAGUCGUUGAACGUAUCCGAGGUGUACCGUUUGUUCUUGUUGGGACCCAAAUCGACAAAAGGCUAUCGAUGCUGAUUAGUAACUACGGUAGCGGAGAGAUUAAAUAUAUGCCGAUGCCACUGAAUCAGGCCGAGUCCUUUGCGAAACGAAUCGGUGCUGGAGCGUACUUCGAGUGCUCAGAAGUAACAGGGGAAGGUCUCGAUGAAGUUUUCGAAGGUGCAUUCGAAGUUGGUCACCGUGAAGAAUCAAUCUGCUUAAGUGACGGAAACUGUGUUCGGCUCUCCGAUCACAUAGAUGACAAUGAUGGAUUUGUGCGAUUACUACGAAACGAUGUUUUUGUGAUCUUAGCUGUACACUUGACAAUUCCAGAAAAGGAAAUGUUCACUAGUGGAGCUGUAGAAAUAAGGAAGGAUGUCGAAGCAAAUGUGCUUGUCGUUGGGAUGGGUUUUAUAAAUUCGUACCUCCACCAUAACUACCCAAAGAUGCAAAUCACAACUGUGGAUCAUGAUCCUAAAAUGCUAGAAAUUGCAAGAAAAUGGUUCGAACUGAGACUAGACAGUCGACACACGGCCAUUACGAUGGAUGGCAUUGAUUUCUUCAAAAAAGCGGUAUUAAAAGGACUUCAUUACAAUGCGAUUCAUAUUGAUGCCUGUACUUUAAAAGACAAUGUGACAACAAAUUGCCCUGUGGAUGUAUUCUACGAAAAGGGAACUUUAGAUCUUCUAUCAAGAUUGAUCACCAGCAAAGGUGUUGUUAUCGUAAAUGUGCUUAAUAUAAAUGGACAACCUUACAGAGCUGCAAAAAAGGUAUGUUUGGGAGUAAUACCGAUUCACUAG